GGAGAUGACAUGGGUGACGAGCUGGCGUCGGAGGACGACACGCUGCUUCAUUCAGAGAAGGAGUUCCAUGAUGCAGCGAAACGUAAUGACACGGCCAGGAUGGAGGAGCUCAUCAAGAGAGGGGUUGAUAUCAAAGCCAAAAACAAUACAGACCGAACUGCCUUGCACUGGGCCGCAGGAGCUGGACAUGUGGAUGCUGUGCGACUGCUCCUGGACCAUGAUGUACCGGUGGAUGAUGAGGACAGUUUUGGAAUGAAUGCACUUCUCCUGUCUGCUUGGUUUGGCCACCUCCGUGUCCUGCAUAUCCUCGUCAAUGCUGGGGCGAAGAUAAACUGUGUUAAUAAGAAUGGCAGGAACCUGCUUCAUUGUGCAGCACAGAGGGGACACAUCCAAGUGAUGGAAUUCAUCAUGGAGGACCUGGAAGAUGUGUGUGUUGAUCAGACAGACACGAUGGACAGGACAGCAUUUCACCUGGCUGCAGAACAUGGUCAGCUGGAGGUGGUGGAGUUCCUGAUCCGACAGGGUUGUUCUCACAGUGCUAAAGACAAGGAAAAGGAUACAGCAUUGCAUUUAGCUGCUAAAAAUGGACAUCUUUCUGUGCUGCAGAAGAUUGUAGAUAUUGGAGUGGACCUUGAUGAAAAGAACUUAGAAGGACUUACAUGUUUACACCUGGCUGCUGAGGGAGGUCACAUUGACUGUGUAAAGUUGCUCUUGGAAGCAGGUGCUGAUGUUAAUGCCCAAACUCAGAAGAAAAUGAACUGUCUUCAUUAUGCAGCACUGCAUGGCUAUGAGGAGGUAGCCAGGAUCCUUGUGGAUGCAGGAAUUCACAUAGAUGCUGUUAAUCAUCAAAAUGCAUCAGCGACACACAUUGCGGUACUGCAGAACUUCCCAGCACUGGUGAAGCUCCUUAUUGAUGCGGAGUGUGACCUUGACAUUCCAGAUAAUAGGCAGCAGACCUCACUUCACAUCGCUGCAGAGUACGGCAGACAGGACAUCGCUGAGAUGAUUCUCAUUGCCGGUGUAAAUCUGAAACUAACGGACAAGCAAGGAAAAACAUCUCUGGAUGUUGCUGCCCGAGGCAAUCACAUCAACUUGGCAGACAUGAUUAUCAAGGCCGAUCGGUUCUACAAAUGGGAAAAGGUACUGCAAGCUACAGGGAGCAUGGCCACAGGAUGUUGCUCAUCUGGCUUCACGGUGCGAUCAUGGCAGGAGAAAAUCCAGUCAAGGGAUUGUACGAAGGUCUUGUGGGCAUUGGAAGAAGAGAUUUAGCAGAUGCGACUGGAGACAGAACUAUGACCAGGCACUGUCAGACCAAAUGGUGUCAGAGGCAGCACAGCACAUGAUGCCUCCUAAGAGCUCAUCCUUCUGCAGAAAGCAAAAGUGUAAGCACUGGGAAUAGUGAAUUAUGUUGGUUUUAUAGUGAUUGACUGCAUUUCAGAAAUUAUGCUGGGGGAAAAAAAAAAAAAAUCACUUCCUUUCUGAAAAAGAGAGCCUUAGAAAGAUGGUACAUCAUGAUCUGAAAAUGCAUACAGAGGUAAAUCACGUCAACAGCGAGGCUAUGGCUCCCUCAAAAAAAAAAAAAAUCAGGUUUAUACAAUUCCAGAUGAGGAGAAAUAUGCUUGGAGCCACUGUGCCACAGCCCAAAAGAGACCCAGGGGGCCAACUCACAGUACAAGCACAGCAGCCUUAGGCUGGAAGAGCCUGCACUGCCCCAGGGUCAGAUUUUUAACCAAUCAUUGACACUCCCAUUUACUGGACAAAAGAUGUUACAGGUCUGGAUAUGUGUGAGUCUACUGAAUUAAGCAGCUAACCACAAAUUAUUGAUUUGAAGCAGUUACACCUGAUUGCUAGGGAUGUACUCAGCUCCCAGAGCAGCACUGCACAGCUGACCUGGAAAGAAAUGAGCACAUGUUGAGAGAGCCUGGAGUCCCUGUGAUACAGCUGGCUGAAGCAGAUUAUCCACACACAAGCUGGUCACAGAGGGCACGUAACAUGCCAGAAGCAAGAAGUCACAGCAGAAAUAGUAUCUUCAGAAGUAUAGGAAUUAGGUAACAAUUGUCUGCUCCAGCAGUGCUGAAGCCUGGCUUGCUUUUACAGGGCCUGACCUGCCAACAAGCUGUUGUCUGUACUUAGCAUGCUGGUUUCAACCCUCCUCACCCCAGCAAAAGCAUGCAGCUCAUUCCAGAUCAACAAUCACAAAUCUAAGGAAAGCCUGCAUCACACAGCAGGACUUCAUCCCCGUGUCAAGAUUUUGUAAUUUUUUGAAUAGCAACAUAGAAGCAUAAUUCGCUUUCCCAUCACAGCAAUUAAGCUUCUCAGGGAGUUAUAGAACAGUGUAUCACAUUUGCUUGAUUAACAAAUCUGCUUGUAAUAAAGCCGGUAUUUCAAGCUCUGGGAACAUGUGAGGAAUCACAUGAUACUGCUGUUUUGUGAGGUCUCCACAAAAAAAACAAAGAUAGCAGGGCUUCCCAGACCACUGAAGCUAUUAAAUAAAUAAAUACACACAAAAACCCCCCACCACCUUGCACAAAAGCCCUCCUAAAGCCUCCCAAAAUCAACCCUUUGCAUAAUCUCCAGGAAUUACAGUUCUCAGCUGUUAUUCUGAGCUGUAACUUUGGAGACGUUCAAGGUAGCUGUAAAUGGCUACAGCAGAAUCUUGAGGAGUACUUCUAAAAGUGAAGCAACACCUUACUGUGCAUACUCCUCAAAAUCAGAGUUAGUUCACAUGAAGGGAAUUGAGGCUCAGAGGUAAUGUUUCUUUUCUCAAGCUCAGCGAAUCAGGGGGUUUAAAUUGUUCUAUUUGAUUUCUAGCCACAUACCAGAUACUACUUCAGCUCAAAACCAAUGCUAAGUGCUGUGGGAUGGUUAACUGCUGGCUUGGUAGGGCACUAGUUUUUUCUUGUUCAGGUCCGUCGCUCAAGAACACUUACAGACAGAAGUCAAAACAGUUGACAGUUACAGUCAAAAGGGCAAAAUGUGUACUUCAUUGAAACAAGUGGCAGAACUUCCCUUAAGUUCAGCAGAACCAGAGUGUCCUCUGCUGAUGACUUUAAGGAAGGAUCGAUCUAAAACAGCAAGUGGUGUAUUUUGAGGAGGAGAUCCCUACACACUGGUACAGCGUCUGGUCUGAUUCAGCCUUAAUUUGUAUUCCUCUCUUUCUUCA
Messenger RNA from Gallus gallus (chicken), 3163 nucleotides. RefSeq names its product ankyrin repeat and death domain containing 1A (gene ANKDD1A). NCBI's taxonomy places the organism in Eukaryota, Metazoa, Chordata, Aves, Galliformes, Phasianidae. Gene Ontology annotation, biological process: signal transduction; protein localization to ciliary inversin compartment. The coding region runs from base 10 to 1269 and encodes 419 amino acids. The record is from RefSeq and is a predicted model, not a curated record. The transcript is spliced from 14 exons. Gene Ontology annotation, cellular component: ciliary inversin compartment. Gene Ontology annotation, molecular function: protein binding.